Molecule: messenger RNA, 2586 nt
Organism: Solanum verrucosum
Lineage: Eukaryota; Viridiplantae; Streptophyta; Magnoliopsida; Solanales; Solanaceae
Product: probable linoleate 9S-lipoxygenase 5
Exons: 9
Coding region: 1-2586 (861 amino acids)
Biological process (GO): lipid oxidation
Molecular function (GO): metal ion binding; protein binding; oxidoreductase activity, acting on single donors with incorporation of molecular oxygen, incorporation of two atoms of oxygen
Source: RefSeq, a predicted model, not a curated record
AUGUUACUGGGCAAGAUUGUGGAUACCAUUACUGGAAAAGAUGAUGGAAAAAAAGUUAAAGGAACAGUAAUUUUGAUGAAGAAAAAUGUUUUGGACUUCACUGAUAUAAAUGCAUCUGUUGUUGAUGGAGUUAUUGAGUUUCUUGGCCGGAACGUUUCUUUUCAGUUGAUCAGUAGUUCUGUUCAUGCAAAUGAUUCAGAAGCGAAACACAGCAAUCCAGCAUACUUAGAGAACUGGAUUACACACAUUACCCCAAUAAUAGCAGGGGAAUCGGCUUUUAGGGUCACAUUUGAUUGGGAUCACGAUGAGUUUGGAGUUCCAGGAGCAUUCAUUAUCAAGAAUUUACAUCUUAAUGAGUUCUUCCUCAAGUCACUCACACUUGAUGAUGUUCCUAAUCAUGGAAAAAUCCAUUUUGUCUGCAAUUCUUGGAUUUAUCCUUCUUUUAAAUAUAAGUCAGAUCGCAUUUUCUUUGCGAAUCAGGCUUAUCUCCCAAGUGAAACACCAGAAACAUUGCGAAAGUACAGAGAAAAUGAGCUAGUAACUUUGAGAGGAAAUGGUACUGGAAAGCUUGAAGAAUGGGAUAGGGUUUAUGACUAUGCUUGUUACAAUGACUUAGGUGAACCAGACAAAGGCAAAGAGUAUGCCAGGUCUAUCCUAGGAGGAUGCUCUGAGUACCCAUAUCCUCGUAGAGGCAGGACAGGUCGCAAACCAACCAAUACAGAUCCUAAUUGCGAGAGCAGGAUCCCAUUGCUUAUGAGCUUAGAUAUAUAUGUGCCAAGGGAUGAGCGAUUUGGUCAUGUGAAGAUGUCAGACUUCUUGACAUUGUCUUUAAAAUCCAUUAUGCAAAUGCUUCUCCCUGCGUUUAAGGCUUUGUUUGAUAACACACCUAAUGAGUUUGAUAGCUUUGUGGAUGUACUUAAACUCUAUGAAGGAGGAAUCAAGUUGCCUCAAGGCCCUUUGUUGAAAGCCAUUACUGAUAGCAUUCCUUUGGAAAUACUAAAAGACAUCCUUCAAACUGAUGGUCAAGGCCUACUUAAGUACCCAACUCCUCGAGUUAUUCAAGAGGAUAAAACUGCUUGGAGGACAGAUGAAGAAUUUGGGAGAGAAAUGUUGGCGGGAAUCAAUCCCGUCUUAAUAAGUGGACUCCAAGAAUUUCCUCCGAAGAGCAAGUUGGAUACUAACAUAUAUGGAAACCAAAACAGUACAAUUACCAAAGAACAUGUAGAGGAUAAGUUGGAUGGAUUAAUAAUAGAUGAGGCAAUCAAGACUAACAAGAUAUUUAUACUGAACCACCAUGACAUCGUCAUGCCAUAUUUGAGGAGAAUUAACAUGUCGGCAAACACAAAAGCCUAUGCCUCAAGAACUCUGCUCUUCCUACAAGAUAAUGGAACUUUGAAGCCACUAGCAAUUGAACUAAGUUUACCACAUCCUGACGGAGAUCAAUUUGGUACUGUUAGCAAAGUAUAUACACCAGCUGACCAAGGUGUUGAAUGUUCUAUUUGGCAGUUGGCCAAAGCCUAUGCAGCAGUGAAUGACACGGGCAUUCAUCAGCUCAUUAGCCACUGGUUGAAUACACAUGCUGUGAUGGAGCCAUUUGUGAUUGCAACAAAUAGGCAACUAAGUGUGCUUCACCCCAUUCAUAAACUUCUUCAUCCUCAUUUCCGUGACACGAUGAACAUAAAUGCUUUAGCAAGACAGAUCUUGGUCAAUUGUGGUGGUUUUGUUGAGAUGUUUCUAUUUCCUGCAAAUUAUUCCAUGGAAAUGUCAGCAGUAGCUUACAAAGAUUGGGUUUUCCCUGAACAAGCACUUCUUUCUGAUCUCAUCAAAAGAGGAGUGGCCGUUGAGGACUCGACCUGCCCACAUGGCGUUCGCUUAUUGAUUCAGGACUAUCCAUAUGCUGUUGAUGGCCUGGAAAUUUGGUCAGCAAUCAAAAGUUGGGUAACAGAAUAUUGCAACUUCUAUUACAAAUCAGAUGAGACAGUACAGAAAGACGGUGAACUCCAAGACUGGUGGAAGGAAAUUCGUGAAGAAGGACAUGGUGACAAGAAAGAUGAGCCCUGGUGGCCUAAAAUGGAAACUGUGCAAGAGCUCAUAGAUUCUUGCACCAUCAUAAUAUGGAUAGCUUCAGCACUUCAUGCAGCCGUCAAUUUUGGGCAAUACCCUUAUGGUGGUUACCUUGUUAAUCGCCCUACAUUAAGCCGAAAGUUCAUGCCAGAAGCGGGAAGUGCUGAGUAUGAAGAGCUCAAGACAAAUCCAGACAAGGUAUUCCUCAAGACAAUCGUUCCACAGUUGCAGACAUUGCUUGGAAUUUCCGUGUUAGAGAUCUUGUCAAGGCAUGCUUCAGAUGAGGUUUACUUGGGACAAAGGGAUACCCCUGAAUGGACAAAGGAUCAAGAACCACUUUUAGCUUUUGAGAGGUUUGGAAAGAAGCUGAAUGAUAUCGAGGAUCGAAUUAUGAAGAUGAAUGGUGAUCAUAAAAAUUGGAAGAACAGGUCAGGGCCUGUUAAAGUUCCAUAUACUUUGCUCUUUCCCACAAGUGAAGAGGGACUCACCGGCAAAGGAAUUCCUAACAGCGUGUCUAUAUAA